AUUUCUAAAAAAAAAUUCAAAGAAUUCAAAGAAAAAAAUAUUGCUAAAAAUGAGUAACAGUGACAAAAGUGCCACCGAAGCCAGUUCUGCGAAGACAAUUUGGACGCAUUGUGCGAACGACGGGUCGGACAGAAGCAUUUUAUCCGAUUGGAUGGAUCACAGUUUUGGAGCAGAAAAAGAGCACAAUUUGGAGCAUGAUUUGACGGAAUUUGCGCAAAUUCCUUUUCGUUGUGCAAAUGACUAUGAGAUUUGUGCGAAACAAUCGGAAUAUGCAUUUGAUAUCUCUAAUUAUUGAUUUUUUCAAAAUAAAAAUUUUGAAGGAAAAUACAAAAA
Caenorhabditis elegans is the source of this 333-nucleotide messenger RNA. RefSeq names its product SAM-dependent methyltransferase (gene F15D3.9). Bases 50 to 295 code for a protein of 81 amino acids. NCBI's taxonomy places the organism in Eukaryota, Metazoa, Nematoda, Chromadorea, Rhabditida, Rhabditidae. The record is from RefSeq and is marked reviewed. The transcript has 2 exons.